Messenger RNA from Ceraceosorus bombacis, 1984 nucleotides. The record is from the annotation of a GenBank genome assembly. NCBI's taxonomy places the organism in Eukaryota, Fungi, Basidiomycota, Exobasidiomycetes, Ceraceosorales, Ceraceosoraceae.
AUGUCCACAGCGACGACCGCACCCGACGCGCUCGACGCGCUGCUCGAGGUUCUCAGAGGGGGAGAAGCAGGCAGCGGUGUACAAUGGCUAGACUCGUCGGGACAGCCAGUCAGCGCGGGCCCAUCCAGCGUCUCUAUCCGCCUAUCCGGCGGCUCAUCAAGCAAUGUUUUUCCUCGAGACGCACCUACUCGUCUCGCAAGAGAUCGACCUACCAUUCUCUCCUCCAACCCCCUUCACACCCCUUCAUCUUCUCCUCAUUUAUUCCUUGCAUUGGAUAUCUUGGCUUUUGCAGCGUUGGAACCGGAAGAAUCCAAUGCUGCAUAUCUGCUCAAGGCUAAUAAGGUCAUGCCUGGUAGAUUCUUGAACGCUACCACCAGACCCGCCAUCCUGGCUUAUCUGAUCAGGGGCGAAGGUUGCCCGCUUCUGCUCAGCAAGGAAGAAGCGGAAAGGCGAAAAGUGGCACUGGAGAGCGGUGAGUAGCAAAGCUCGCUUGUAUGCAGUAGAGCAGAACAGGGCAGGUCAUCCGCAUCCUCAGCAUUGGCGGAACAAACACGGCGAGACGGCCAACUGACCAUCCUCCUCCCUGACGUGCACUCCAGCCGGCCCAUCUACCACUCCGCCCGGUUCACCUCCUCCAUCCGUCGUCGCACUCUACAGCGGUGGUCUCAGCGCAGGAGCGGGCAGUGCGGGAAGCAGCAGCACGCUGAAGCGGGCUCGAGGUCCCUACGUUGCUAACGCAACCGACGCGGCCUUCGUCAAGCGUCUGCGCACCUCUGGUCUAGAGGUCCAUCUGCGCACACGCUCCGACGUCCUUCGAGGCUCUGUAGGAGGCAACGUGGUCGACUUCUCCUCCAUUCGAGAAAGCAUUUCCGGGCUCGUAAAGAAUGCCACUGGGGCGCACGCUAACGCCCAAGGAGGUGUGGGGGGAAAAGCGAAUGGAUCCAAAGCGCCUGCUUCUCAAAGUGCUCACAGCGGCAUCAAUAGCUCUAUCAAUCCAUCGGGCGCGCAAAAGAGAAGGAGGGGCGAUCCGAUCAUUCUGCUUUCGAGCGCUCCUACAGCGCUAGUAGGCUUGUCCAACAUCGAAUCUCUUCUUGGCAAAUCGCGCUUCAUAACGCAGCAAGAAGCCAAAGCUGGUGGGAUGGCACCUGGCAUAGAGGGUAUGAUCAGUCUUUACCAUCCCAUCUCUUCCAGCGCUGGUGCGGCUGCUUCCACGAAAUCUGCAGCGAGCGCGGGAGGCAGCACGAACCCCGCGCGCGGACAAAGGUUCUUGGUGGUGGAUUCCGUAGAGGCGCUCGGUAGAUUGGGAAGCGGAGCGCAGGACGCCUGGGAUAGGGUCGUAGCAGUCUUUACUACGGGUCAAUUGUGGCAAUUCAAAGGGUACAGGACACAGGAUCCCAAGGCGCUUUGGAGAGAGGGUGAGUGGCGAAGGUGCAAGACUUGGAUCCUCUUUGAAGCAUAGAGAGGCCAUCGCGACGACGGUAUCUUGCCUGACAGAGAUGGAAGUUGGGACUGGGAGAAAAGCUGCGGAUCUUGUGAGGAGGUUGUACUGACGCGGACCCAUCGCUUCUUCGCGACUCUCCCCUUGCUUGACCUCAUGCGACUUCCGUCUCGCCACGCCUUCUGGACCACCCUCUCGGUGCACCUCUUUGCCACACACGACAAAAAGUGAUGGGAGUUUACGUGCGCUGGAGCAACGAGUCGCGCAAUGGCAACGUCAAAGAUUGGAACGUGACCGAGCUAGUGGUAAGUCUUGCGUCUCAUUCGGACUUUUCCAGCGAGUGAGUGCUCGCCUUGCUGACGCAUCGAUGAACACAUUGCCCCAAUUUGCAAUGCUUUGGACAUACGCGCGCUACAACAGGUGGAUCUGCACAAGAGACAUUUGGAUAAACAGCUCUCUACGCAAUUUUGGAGAACUUUGGACAGCUGGAUGGCUAGGAACAAACCGGAACUUUUGGGCAAUCCGACGAGUUCUAGUGCGAGAUGA